ACUCCCCGCUGAGCCCCGCAGGCAACCAGGUGUGAAGCGGUCGCCUCUCCUGGCUCCGCCUCCAAGUCUGCUGAGGGUGACUCUGGGGCCCCCAUGCCACCUGACACAUGCCGACCAGCUGGGCACUGUGGGCAGCGCCCCCCGCUGACCCUGGUACCUGCCCACAGACCAUGAACGAGUUUGAGUACCUGAAGCUGCUGGGCAAGGGCACUUUCGGGAAGGUGAUCCUGGUGAAGGAGAAGGCAACGGGCCGCUACUACGCCAUGAAGAUCCUGAAGAAGGAGGUCAUCGUGGCCAAGGACGAGGUGGCCCACACACUCACCGAGAACCGUGUUCUGCAGAACUCCAGGCACCCCUUCCUCACGGUGAGUGGGAGCCCAGAUGGGGCUGAAGGGUUGGGGUCGGGUGGCGACUCCUGGGGCUGUCUCUAGGGAACGAUGUCCUGUCUUCUUGGGCACGUGAGGACUUUACGCACCGCGGAUUCUGCCACUGGUGACAGGCCUGCCCUGGAGGGUCAGGCUGUGGAGGUGCCCGAUGUGGGCUGGGGGCUGUGCUCGCCGCUCCUGUGUGUGGGCAGGUGGGGCAGGUGGCCCUGGUC
Messenger RNA from Mandrillus leucophaeus (drill), 598 nucleotides. RefSeq names its product RAC-alpha serine/threonine-protein kinase-like. The record is from RefSeq and is a predicted model, not a curated record. Gene Ontology annotation, biological process: protein phosphorylation. Lineage: Eukaryota; Metazoa; Chordata; Mammalia; Primates; Cercopithecidae. Bases 108 to 431 code for a protein of 107 amino acids. The transcript is spliced from 2 exons. Gene Ontology annotation, molecular function: ATP binding; protein kinase activity.